AUGGGCACACCGUUUGAGUUCUCCACUGAGUUGUUACAGAUCAGUGAGAUCGGCAUAUUCAUUGAGCUUGAUGCAACAGAAAUAUCCAUUAAAUCAGGCGCUGGCAUAUUCAUCGAAGCUAACGGCGGCAUGCUCAUCGGAACGGAUACCGAUACCAUAUUCACUGGCAUCGAUGCUGCUGCUGCUGCCGUACUCAUCGACGUCGAUGCCGAGGUUUCGACAGAAGUUGGCGGCGACAGCAUAUUCAUCGGGGCUGGUGCCGACAUACUCAUCGAAGCUGGUCCUGGCAUGCUCAUCGGCGCCAGUGCCUGUGCAUCCAUUGGAGGAAGAGCAGCGCCAGACAAAUCCGAGAUGGAAAACGGGAUGGCUGAUGUUGACAUGCUGACCGGGACCGAACAUAAGAUGCUUGACGCAGCUAAUUCGGGCAUACUCUGCGAAGAAGCGGACGACGUUGUCAAAUUCAUCACUGAGGUUAUCGAACAUGAUGGCAAUGAUGUAUCCACCGGCAACAACGAAUUUGUUGCAUAA
Molecule: messenger RNA, 528 nt
Organism: Gongylonema pulchrum
Lineage: Eukaryota; Metazoa; Nematoda; Chromadorea; Rhabditida; Gongylonematidae
Source: the annotation of a GenBank genome assembly